AGUGCGUGGCACCACGGUCAGUGCCCAAUGCAUCCGGAGAUCGUUGUACGGGAACUCUGUGUGAGGUCCCGAUCAUGUGAUCACUGAUUGGCCAAUCAGUGAUCACAUGCAGAGUAGUAAGCAAGAUGUCACUUCUGACAUCAUUGCUUACUACGUGUGAAAUCUGUGAAAUGAUCCAGAGAUCACAUGGUACAGGGCUAUUCACAACAGCCUUGUACCAUGUGACAAGCUGUGACCAAUCACAGCUCACA
Staurois parvus is the source of this 251-nucleotide messenger RNA. The record is from the annotation of a GenBank genome assembly. Lineage: Eukaryota; Metazoa; Chordata; Amphibia; Anura; Ranidae.